UCUCUCUCUCUAAACUUUGAGACGUGGAUCCCCAUUUUAAAAACCACUCUAAACCCCCAUCCCUCACUCUCUCCCAUCUCAAAAAACUCUUUUUCUCUCUUUAAACACACACUCUCUACCCAAAAAAGCCGGAAAUAAAACCCCUUAUUUAGAGCAACGCAAGAAGGUGGGUUCGAAUUUAAAAGCAACUGUUCUGUGUAUAAAACACCAAAGGUUUUGACCGUUUUCAGCUCACCCUUGUUUGGACGGGACCAACAUCGGGUUAUAACGCUUGACCACCUUCACUAUUUUUCCUUUUUUCUCCCUUGUAUGGACAGGACCAACAUCGGGUUAUAACCCUUGACCGCCUUCACCAUUUUUCCUUUUUUCUCUCUCUCUAACCUCGAAAUUCUCUCUCUCUAAACUCUCUCACUCUCUAAGCUCGACCAAAUGGAACGAGUCCAUUGCCCUCAGACCUCACAUGAAAAAUAUCCAAUAUUGCCACCGGAUGCCCUGGCUGCCACGUCAGAAAUGAUUGCCACGUGUUAUCCGAGCUCCUCUUCCUCGAUCUCACACGUCAGACUUAAUGCCUUACAUGUGUCCAACCACUGCAACUAUUUACCCGAAAACGAAACAUUAUUUGCGAAACGUACCGUCUCUUCGGACGACGGCUACCGGAAUUCGCCCUUUUCAAAAGACGCCUCUGCUGCCACGUCUGACGGUUUCUCCACGUGUUCACCGUCAUCAUCGUCCUCUCCCUUGGACGUGUGGUCCGAACCGCGCCACGUGCCGAAGAGAAAGGCGGGACGCAAGAAGUUCAAGGAGACACGUCACCCCGUUUUCCGGGGCGUACGUCACAGGAACGGAGGAAAAUGGGUUUGCGAAAUUAGGGAGCCCCAAAAAAAGUCACGAAUAUGGCUGGGAACGUACACGUGUCCUGAGAUGGCGGCAAGGGCGCAUGACGUGGCGGUCAUCGCCCUAAGAGGGAAGGGCGCGACCCUCAACUUUGCUGACUCAGCAUGGAGGCUACCGGCUGCCCGUACGACGUCACCGGAAGACAUUAGGGAGGCCGCACAAACUGCCAUUGAACACCUGACAGUGGCCGUAGCGGCUGCCACACCGGGGACGCAGAGCCGGAAACCGGCGCGUCCAAGCCGUGAAUUGACGUCGUCGGUGGAGCCGUUAUUUAUAGACGUGGAGGCGUUAUUUGACAUGCCGGGUUUGAUAACGGAUCUAGCGGAGGGGUUGUUAAUAACACCGCCUUCUUUUAAGGUGGUGUCCAGCUGGGAUGACGUGGACUGCCACGUUGACUUGGAUCUUUGGAACCAGUAAUUAUGGUUUCAACACGGUUUGACGUAGACCUUAUAAAUUUAUUUAUAAGGUGGAUUUUUGGGCCUACUUUUAAACGACAUAAUCUUAAAAUAUAGAGACCAUGAAUAUAAUAUAUAUAUAUAUAUAUUAAAAAUUAAAAAUUAGAAAUAAUAAUUUUAUUUAAAAAAAUUUAGACGGCUAGUUUCAAGUAUUUUUAAGUAGACGGUCCAUUUGCUUUCAUCUUUAAAAUGAAAGCUUUAUACCUCAUGGGACACAAAUGUAGAAAUGCGUCCUCCACUCACUUAAAAAAGCUGCUUUCAUCUUUAAAAUGAAAGCUUUAUACCUCAUGGGACACAAAUGUAGAAAUGCGUCCUCCACUCACUUA
Molecule: messenger RNA, 1675 nt
Organism: Amborella trichopoda
Lineage: Eukaryota; Viridiplantae; Streptophyta; Magnoliopsida; Amborellales; Amborellaceae
Product: dehydration-responsive element-binding protein 1E
Biological process (GO): regulation of DNA-templated transcription
Molecular function (GO): DNA-binding transcription factor activity; DNA binding
Source: RefSeq, a predicted model, not a curated record